AUGGUAGUGACACCGUGCAGCGUCGAUGAUGGACGUUGUGGCAGCGACGAUGAUGAUGAUGAAGAUGGGAAAGGUUGUCAAUUCGAUUGGUAUGCGACUGAGACUGGAGAAAAGAGAUGUAGCGGUGAGGACGAGAAAGAGGGCGGCGCGGAUUGCGAGGUGGACCGUGUGUCGUUCCGGCUCCGUCUCGCUGUCUGUCUUGUCUGCGUCCGGCGUUUGCAGGCUAUCUCGCAGCGGGCGUUCAAUCGGCGUAAUCAAGCUGAGCUUUGGCAUCCAUCCACUCGUCCAUCAAAUCCCAAGCUACACGACGAGCAUCGCGACGCUCACACCCAUCCAAACUCGACUAGACGAAGCAGCACGGCUCACAUCAUAAUGUCGCUCCCACGCCGAUCCUACGAUCCCAGACGCGUCUGUCUCAUUCCCCUGCCUCAACUCCCCGCCUUCAUUCAAACCAGCAAGCGUCAGUUCGGCAUCUACCUCUCCGGCGCGCUCUUCGCCCUUGGAUGGUGGUUCUUCCUCGAUGCCACCAUCAUCUCUUCCAUGCGACGACGCACCCCCACCGACCCCACCAUCCCAUACGAACCACCAGCCACCUACAUCACCUUUGCGGACUGGGUCCCCGGCCUCUGCGGUACACUAGGCAUGAUCGUCGUCAACCUCAUCGACAAGCAGCAUCUCACCGACGUCGGUGCCGCCUUCUCCUUCGGCGGUGGAGGAGGUGGUGGCUUCUCGGGUGACAGCGUCCAGUGGAGGGCGAGGCUGUUCUUGUUCAUCGGGUUUGCAUUGAUGGCGGGAGGUUUGGCGGGAAGCAUCACCGUGUUGACCGUCAAGUAUCUGGUACCGUACUUGCCGGAGGGAUACGAGUAUUAUGGCGUGGCUAAUGUGGUUCAGAAUGCCUGCAUCAUGAGUAGCACGGUGCUGCUCUGGUUGAGUCAGAAUACGGAGAGCGAGUACGAGUACAACUUGACGCUCUGA
Messenger RNA from Pseudozyma hubeiensis SY62, 975 nucleotides. RefSeq lists its product as hypothetical. The transcript is spliced from 2 exons. Gene Ontology annotation, biological process: late endosome to vacuole transport via multivesicular body sorting pathway; protein targeting to vacuole. The coding region runs from base 1 to 975 and encodes 324 amino acids. NCBI's taxonomy places the organism in Eukaryota, Fungi, Basidiomycota, Ustilaginomycetes, Ustilaginales, Ustilaginaceae. Gene Ontology annotation, cellular component: Vps55/Vps68 complex; fungal-type vacuole membrane. The record is from RefSeq and is a predicted model, not a curated record.